CACACACACUCGGUGCUCGGCCAGUGAAGGGAACGGAGCUCUCUCGCUCGCGGUGUACACUCGCUCUUUCGUGCCGCCGCCGCUGCCGCCACGAUAUCGCGAUGCCACGAGGCGAACGGCCUUUUCUCCUGCCGUGAUCGAGUUAGUCUGCAGUUGGCGCUCGCGACGACGAAUCGGUAGCGUGUAGGACAUGUCGCUCGGUGAGUUCGAUGCUCAGCGAGUUCUCGUCUCCGGACACCAGUUGCUUCUGCGCUGCGAGUAACCCACACUCGUAUAUACCUAAAGCGAAGAGGAAAUAUAAUAGCGAUACACGCGUGAAAGUUCUCUGGGCCAUCGGUCAAUGGGACUCUUGGCCGGGACACACGCGGUUGCUGCUGCUGGACUGAAGAACAGUGCUGAGAGCAUCCCCGUCGAUGUGACACUGCUCACUGGGUGCUGAUGCUUCUUCGUAAGCUUACCCCGCACCGAAGAAUGCCUCAGUUACUUCCUCCGCUGUUGCUGCUGCUGCUGCUGAUCCUCAGUGCUGCAAGCGCCACUGAGCCAAGAUGCGGUCAUCCAGCGGUGCCAAUGAAUGCGAGGAUCUCUUUGUCGGACGAGUCGCUCAAGGUCGACACUACGGCGGUCUACACCUGCGACGUGGGCUAUGAACUAUUCGGCGCAAAUACCCUGAGCUGCGGGAACAAAGGAAAAUGGCAAGGAGAGCUGCCUUUCUGCGGAGUGAACGUCGGCUUCAGAAAACCGGCCAACCAGUCGACGACAGUUCGAGGAGGUGAUGCCGGACACGGGAACGACGGUGACCUCAGCACUGAGCACGACGGCAAGAGGUGCACUGAGACCCAGCGGGAACCCAGUCCCUGGUGGAGGGUCGACCUCCUCAAGCCCUACUCGGUCAAGGUCGUCAGAGUUACGACCCGAGGCUGCUGCGGUCAUCAACCUCUGCAGGAUAUCGAGAUCCGCGUGGGCAACAGCAGUGCCGAGCUACAGAGGAAUCCACUUUGCGCUUGGUUUCCGGGAACGAUCGAGGAGGGUACCACCAAGACGUUCACCUGCGCUCGUGCCCUCAUCGGGCAGUACGUCUUUCUGCAGCUCGUCGGCGUCGAGGGCAGUCUGAGCCUCUGCGAGGUCGAGGUUUUCGCGACGGACGAGUUCUCGGUGGAUAGGUGCGCUAACGCCGGCACGCCGGCCGACGCCGAUCUGACGGCUUUCAACUCGACGUGCUACGAAUUCGUUACCAACAAGGGCGACACAUUCCAGCAGGCGAGGAACUACUGCAAGAGCCGAGGCGGCGACCUGGUGCACGGUUUUAAGGGAAUCUCCUCGACGUUCAUUCUGAACAAUUUGGAGAGGCGCAAGGGCAAGCUCAAGACGCAGCUGGUGUGGAUCGGAGCGCAGAAGGAGCCGCUCAUUACCGUGAGGACGUGGAAAUGGGUUGACGGUGAAGUCAUUCAAAAGCCCCACUGGGGCAAGGACCAGCCGAACAACUACAACGGCGAACAGAACUGCGUUGUCUUGGACGGCGGACGAUCCUGGCUUUGGAACGACGUCGGAUGCAACUUGGACUAUCUUCACUGGAUAUGUCAAAGCACGCCUUCGACAUGUGGGAGCCCGGAGAAGCGGGAGAACACGACGAUCGUCAGUUCGAAAACCACAAUAGGAUCCACGAUCGAGUAUCUCUGCCCGGAUGGCCAUAUGCUACUGGGUUCGAAGAACAGAAUGUGCGAGCCCAGUGGAUUUUGGAGCGGCACACCGCCGACUUGCAAAUUCGUCGAUUGCGGUCCGCUCGACGACCCCGAGAACGGCAUGAUCAAGUUGGUGGACAAUCGUACGACUCACGGAGCUUUUGCCGAUUACACCUGUAACGAAAAUUAUACCUUGGUCGGAGAUGCGAAAAGAAGAUGCGGAGACGGCGGAAUCUGGAGUGGCCAUAAACCCCAGUGUCUAUUCGACUGGUGUCCAGAGCCGCCACAAAUCAGCGGGGGUCUUGUGUCAUUCAGUGGGAAACGGGCUGGAUCCAUAGCGACUUAUUCUUGUCAGAAUGGCUUCGUAUUGUUUGGAGACAACGUCCUGACGUGCGACAUUGGAGGCCAAUGGUCGGGCAGGACACCGCGGUGUCGUUACGUUGACUGCGGCGCCCCGGCCCAAAUAUCUCACGGUAUGGUGAAGCUCAUCAACGGCACCACGACAGUCGGCAGUCGCAUCGAGUACAGCUGCGACGAGGACUUUGAAAUUUCGGGCGAUGCCAGACAAGAGUGCACCAUUGACGGGAAGUGGAGCUACAGAGAGAAGCCUCAGUGCUACAUGAUAAGCUGCGACGAGCCAGAGGUUUCGAAAGGAAGCUAUGUCACGACAGGCAGUUACGAUUACUUCAUACACAGUACUAUCGAGUAUCACUGCGAUCCGGGAUACCUUCUGCACGGCGAACCCAAGCGUACGUGUGAUCAUAACGGAGAGUGGACUGGAGAUUUGCCAUAUUGCGAGUAUAUCGACUGCGGCAAGGUUCUACCGAUUCCGAACGGCAUAGUCAACUACGUCAACGGUACCCAAGACACGCGACACACAUUCUUGGGCAGCGAGAUCAUGUACAGCUGUUCGAAAAAUUACAGACUCGUCGGGACCUCGAGGCGUUACUGCCUGGACAAUGGAGCGUGGAGCGAUAGCACUCCGAAAUGCGAAGAAAUAAGGUGUCCAGAGCCUGUGCUGGCUAAGCACGCCAUUCUCUCACUGACUGGAAACGAUCGCAUGUACGGCCGAACGCUCAUAAGGACGGGAACCGCGGACAACACUAACUCUGGCGCGACCUCCUACAAAAUCGGCGCCCUCGCCAAAUAUCGAUGCGAGCGCGGUUACAAGGUCGUCGGCAAUCCACUGUCCAGCUGCGAGGAGAACGGAACUUGGAGCGGCAGCGUACCUCAGUGUGUGUAUGUUGACUGUGGCAAACCAAUGGAUAUAGAGCACGGUCAAUACACGCUCACAUCGAACGUGACGUAUUACGGAGCUGCGGUUCUUUACGAAUGUGAUGGAAACUAUGAACUCGAUGGCUAUGCCCGGAGACUGUGCCUUGAUAAUGCUACCUGGAGCAACGAAACUCCCGUGUGCAAAGAGAUUAAAUGCAACGAGCCAGAAAAGCUUGGGAUGGCAAGCACUCAAAUAUCGACUUACAGCGUUGGGGGUGUCGCCCAUUACAACUGCCCCAGAGGAUACUAUAUGGAAGGCAAUGCCACUAGGAUUUGUCUACAAAAUGGAUCCUGGACUGGUGCUGCUCCAUUUUGUUUUCCUGUGGAUUGUAAGCACCCACCAACGAUAGAGAAUGGUAGAGUCAUCGUUAAUUCGUCCACGACCUACGGAGGAACCGUCGAGUAUCACUGCAUACCGCCAUUCGAGAGAGUCGGCCUCUUUUUGAGAAAGUGCCUGGAUAGUGGAAUGUGGAGUGGCGAGGAGCCGAAAUGCGAAAAACCAACUAACGAAGUGGCCGAGCCACAAGCAAUCGGCACGAGUGUAGGAAUUGCAGCUGGAGUCAUAAUUAUUAUUUUGAUCGUCAUUGGCUUGGUCUACAUCAGACUGAGGAAAGCGACGCCCGUAAAGAACACCGAAAAUGUCCAAGCGGCUGAACGCAAGGAGGAUCAAAACGCAGCCGUCAUGUCUUACGCGACUUUGAAUGACGGCCUACCGAAUACCAUGUAUGAAAAUGUUCCUGAGGAUGGUUUAUACGAUCAUCCCUACAGUAUGAGCGGCAGUACUUACGGAUACGGCACAGGCCAGGGAAGAAGAAAUUACAACAGGUCUGGACACUACGAAGCAGAACCAGUGGUGAGGAAUGGAAUCACUAUCAACGGAGUGGCCGUCAGAUAGUUUACAAUGCUGAACUGAUUGAAAACCAUAGUCAAAGAGUUCCAAAACGUAAUUUACAACUAUUAUAGAUGGCCGAUAAAACGAAACUUUGUACAUAAGUUUUACGGCUAUCCACCAACCGACGACAGAUUCCCCAUAUUUUUUUAUUACGUGUACAAUCUAUUUUUAUCUUCAAUAUACUCAAUUUCAGAUUUUUUAAAUUUCUAUUGAAAGCUUUAGACCAAGAAUGAAGUAUUAUGUUAGUUGUUUUUUUUAAACUAGAGCUUAGGUAUUUUAUACUAUUUGUUUCGUUAAUUGUUUCAGCUCGGUAACGAAGGUAUGUGCAAAUGUAAUAGCAUUUCUAAACGGAUACGAAUUAGUAAUAUAUUGAAGUAUGCAUUAUGAAAUAAAUAUUUGUCUAACAUUUACACAUACUUUUGUCAGAUGCUUAAAAAUAGUGAGUUCAUAUUGUAAAUAGUUUUGGAAGCAAUCGAAGUAAUGGGCGCGAUGAAUAUGUUCCGUCCAUGAAAAUGUGUAGACCAAGUUUACACAGCCAUGUGGCGCCUUGUAAAUGUAUUUUUGUAUAUAUAAACCAGCGUCAAAACCAUUUUAGUUUUUGCUUAUGGGUAGAAUUAGAAUGUAUCUUUAUAUCCUAGAUAUAGACACACGCAAAGUGAAAAAUUAUUUGUUAAAAUAGAAAGCGAUUAUGUAAUAAAAUGGAUAAUAAAAUAACAAGUACCUAUCAUUACAAAA
This is a messenger RNA of Nasonia vitripennis (jewel wasp), 4581 nucleotides long. RefSeq names its product sushi, von Willebrand factor type A, EGF and pentraxin domain-containing protein 1 (gene fw). The record is from RefSeq and is a predicted model, not a curated record. Lineage: Eukaryota; Metazoa; Arthropoda; Insecta; Hymenoptera; Pteromalidae. The coding region runs from base 439 to 3849 and encodes 1136 amino acids. Gene Ontology annotation, cellular component: membrane. Gene Ontology annotation, molecular function: G protein-coupled receptor activity. The transcript is spliced from 23 exons.